This is a messenger RNA of Racocetra persica, 307 nucleotides long. The record is from the annotation of a GenBank genome assembly. Lineage: Eukaryota; Fungi; Glomeromycota; Glomeromycetes; Diversisporales; Gigasporaceae.
AUAUGCACUAUCUGAUAUUAUUCAUGAUUAUGAAAAAAUAGGAGAAAAACUGUUAAAAGAUUAUAAUAAAAUUGCUGGUUCAGGCCCGAAUGAAGUUGAUUGUGGAGCAAGGACUUUAAACGAAGUCAGAAAAAAUUGUAUAAUCGAUCUUAUGAUGAAUACAACAAGUAACAUUGUUGAAAGCUAUUUAGAAGAUAUUGAAUCUGAUGCUCCUGAUAAUUUUCAUUUUCAUCAUCUUCAAUAUAAUUUGGACGAUACAAGAAAAGCAACGCUUAUUUUUGAUAUCUUAUAUUUUAAUGAUUGGUGA